AUGCCUGAUGCGGUGCCUGUCCCGCUGGCCCCGUGCCGGACACGGUGCCCCGUCUUGCCAUCCCCGUGCCCGUCUCGGUGCCUGCAGGCGGAGAACCUGCUGCUGGACGCCGACGCCAACAUCAAGAUCGCCGACUUCGGGUUCAGCAAUGAGUUCACGCUGGGCUCCAAGCUGGACACCUUCUGCGGGUCCCCCCCCUACGCCGCCCCCGAGCUCUUCCAGGGCAAGAAGUACGACGGCCCUGAGGUCGACAUCUGGAGCCUGGGCGUCAUCCUCUACACCCUGGUCAGCGGCUCCCUGCCCUUCGACGGCCACAACCUCAAGCUUAAUUAA
Messenger RNA from Aptenodytes forsteri (emperor penguin), 333 nucleotides. RefSeq names its product MAP/microtubule affinity-regulating kinase 4. NCBI's taxonomy places the organism in Eukaryota, Metazoa, Chordata, Aves, Sphenisciformes, Spheniscidae. Gene Ontology annotation, biological process: protein phosphorylation; intracellular signal transduction; microtubule cytoskeleton organization. The record is from RefSeq and is a predicted model, not a curated record. The coding region runs from base 1 to 333 and encodes 110 amino acids. Gene Ontology annotation, cellular component: cytoplasm. Gene Ontology annotation, molecular function: ATP binding; tau-protein kinase activity; protein serine/threonine kinase activity. The transcript is spliced from 2 exons.